AUGCGUUCAAAGACCCUCUGCUCAAACGAAGAAGCCGAAAUCAUUCCUCCAAACGCAGCUAGCUCCCUCCAUCCGUUAUGGGAGGCCUUGCCACGGGAGCUUCGACAGAUGGUACUCAAGGAGCUUAGCCCGCUGGCUAAGAAACGACAUCAAAUGGCACAUUGGGCGAGCGUCUCAAAAGAAUGGCAAUACUUCUUCGAGCCCGCGAUAUUCAGAACCUUGAGAAUUCGGUCCCCCGGGCCCGAAAUCGAUCGCAUGGGAGAGAUCGUGAGAGACUACCGGAUAGGGCUUGUCAGGAAAAUCAUACUCCUCAUUGGAACGACCGAGUACAACAGCGCCGAAUAUGUUCAGCCAGAGAAUAGCGACACGAUAAUGGCAAAUAAUGCGGCAGCCGCGAACGCUUUGACAGCUCUGUUUUCUAUUCUCUCGGAAUGGGGUAAGACCACACCUGAACACCAUAUUUCGUUCAAAGUCGGUGCUGGCUCGAAAGCCGACAGCCAUCACCCUUACCACGACUUUUAUCGAUACACUCUUCGUUACCAACCGCGAGGGGACUGGAUUUCGAAUGCCAAAAAGCGUCUUCUAGGCAACCUAUUAGACCCCGAUUUCCAAGCUCGCGAGUUACCUGAAGUUCCGAUUAUCCGGGGAUUCACCAUGGACCCGCAAUACUAUCGAAGCUUUUCAGGAGAGUCUAUGGAAAAGAUACUCACUAGCAUGCCUCGUCUACGAAACUUCAGAUAUUGUUACUGGCCUGCGGUUGAUCAAAACGGGCACGCGACACGCGAUGCGGCCAAUGAAAGAAUCCUCAAAGCGGUCGUCAACAACCCCAAGAUCCAAAUAUUAGUCUUUUUGAAAGCAAAAUCCAAGGCAUUUCCUACAGAGGGCUGGCAAGACAGGUCGGUCAACCACGAUGUUGUCUCUGCCACUGUGAGGGCAAGUUACCGACUUCGACGCGUCGCAAUGCUUGGCACCAUCAACGCCGCAUACUUCUUCCGAGAUCACAUGCAUGGUACAGAUUUUGAUUCCCAGGAAGAUGAACCAAACCUCUCAAGACAUUGGCCAGAUCUCACUCAUUUGGCCCUUACAGCACCUAUUAAUCGACUUUUAUACAACGAUUCCGAGGUAGACAGCUUGAUUAUCUCAGCAGGCACGGCGGCCUCACGCAUGCCCAAACUAAAGAUGAUGGAAGUUUAUUCUCCAGGGAACGUGGUGGGAUUUUUCUUCCGGUAUGAAAUUCGGGAGGAUAACACCGCAAAGCUCUUUAUUGCAGCGACAUGGGAUCUAGAGAUUGGUGUGUGGGCUAUCAGACCUUGGGAGCAUGCAGCACGUCGACGUGGGCUCCAAUUUAGUUGCGAAGUAGAAGACCUUGAGCCGGAGGUUCUGUGCUCCAAGCUUCGGCUGUUUCCACAAGUAAAAAAGUGGUAG
Messenger RNA from Colletotrichum phormii, 1425 nucleotides. RefSeq lists its product as uncharacterized. Bases 1 to 1425 code for a protein of 474 amino acids. NCBI's taxonomy places the organism in Eukaryota, Fungi, Ascomycota, Sordariomycetes, Glomerellales, Glomerellaceae. The transcript has a single exon. The record is from RefSeq and is a predicted model, not a curated record.